UACAAAAGGACACCUUCACAGGUUCAACACAGACAAAGCUUGUCGUUUCUCUUGCAACUGCCAGCCUCAGGUAUGAGGGCCUGUUUAGUAUUCCUCUGCCUACUGGUAGCAACAUUUUUCUUGUCUGUAAAGAGUAAACCUCAUUCAAUACAUCAUGGAUUGUAUAAGACUUCCCAUAAAGCCGAAGAAAAGCAGGAGCAGGAAGAUGAAGAACUGAGCUCCCAAGACAAUGCUAAAGCUAACAAGGAGGAGGGAGAGUUUGAGGAGAACAAAGGGAGCGACAAAAGCACUGCAGUCCUGCUGAGUGAGGAGGAGUUGGUAGACCUCUUGACGAAAGGAGCAGAAGAAGAGGAGGAAGCAGAAGAAAGAGUAAUAGAGGAUGAGAAAGAUGUGGAGACGGACGAAGGCAAGGUGGAGCCUGAGGUCGUGGAGGACGACAAAGCUAAGGCGAAGGAGAGCAAGUUGGACGACAAACUAGAAAUAGAGGUGAUAAAUGAGGAAGAAGAAGUAAAUGAUGAGAGUGUAGAGGAUACUGAAAUGCUGGACAAGGACAACGAUGAGGUGGAAAAUAUGCAGACGGAGGAGCAAGGUUCAUUGCUGGAGGAAACAGAUGGAAGCACAGAGUCAGAGAUCCCCGUUGAUCUUGACUAUGCUGCUGAUAGUGGCAUUUUACAACCUCUACAGAUUGUAUCUGCAAAAAUACAAAUAAAAACAGAUGUUAAAGAGAGGGAAACCCAAUGGAAAGUACCAGCCACCAUUGCAGAUGACUUUGAACACAACACUGAAAACAUGGAGGCAGUGGACCAUGAGGAAGUGUCUGAUCAGGACAAGGACAAAGGUGCACAGGCCAAAUCCAGGGAUGUUGAUGAGAAAAAAACAGAAGCAAAUGUGGACCCUCAAGAACCAAAGAGCAGUCCAGGGUUUCAACUCGAUUCUGAACCGGCUGGAAAAGAGGAGGAGAAAAGUAAGAAUGACAGCGGAAGUUACAACGAGGGAAAAACCAAGAAGCAAAAGAAGAACAAGAGGGCAAGGAAGCACUCUCCUCAGACUGAGGAAACAGAGUCUGUACCAGAACAGAGCCAACAGGUUCCUCAGAUGUCUGAGGGAAGCAGUAUUGACAACAAAGCCCAAAAGGCAAAAAGGAGAAGGGCAGGAAAAUGGGGUCCUUUAGUAGGAAUGAAUCCAGUGCAGAUAAGAGCCACAGUGGAUCUUUACCCCGGCUCCAGGCCCUCUCUUGGUGGAGGCGUACAUCACCCAGAAGCCCCCGCUGAUCCAUGUGACAACUUUCCCUGCAAACGUGGAAAGAUUUGUAAGCUUGAUGUGGACAAUAAGCCGAACUGUGUGUGUCAAGAGUCGUCAGAAUGUCCUCCCGGUGUGAAUGAGUUUGAUCAUGUUUGUGGAACAAACAACAAAACAUAUCAUUCAUCGUGUGAACUCUUUGCUACUAAAUGCAAUCUGGAGGGCACUAAGAGAGGACACAGACUUCAUCUGGACUAUACUGGUCCAUGCAAAUUAAUACCUCUAUGUGUGGACACUGAGCUGGUCCAGUUCCCUCUACGAAUGAGGGAUUGGCUCAAGAAUGUGCUGCUGCAGCUCUAUGAACACGACUCCAUGUCUCUUGGCCUCCUCACACCUAAACAGCGUUUUAGAGUGAAGAACAUCUUUGAGACUGAGAGGCGUCUCCAUGCUGGGGACUACUCUGUUGAGCUGCUCGCGCAGGACUUUGAGAAGAACUACAAUAUGUACAUUUAUCCAGUGCACUGGCAGUUCGCACAACUGGACCAACACCCGUCUGACAGAGUCUUGUCCCACUCAGAGCUGGCCCCACUUUCAGUCCCUCUGGUGCCGAUGGAGCACUGCACCUCCCGCUUCUUUCAAGAGUGCGAUGCUGACAAGGACAAGCAGGUGUCCUUUAAAGAGUGGACUUCCUGUUUUGGCAUCAAUAAUGAUGAUAUGGAUGCCAAACUGCUAUUCUGAGCUUCAUUUUGUCAUCCAUUAACUAGACAAGCAGCUCGAGACGGUGCAGCAUGGUGAUCGUGCAGCUUGAAGCCUCCAUUAACCUCCACUGACACAAACGGAUGAAAAAAACUAAUGUUUACCUCCUGCAAGUGUUGGUGCUAAUUGCUGUUAUUUUGUGUCAGGCUAAGCUUUUGAUCUUUGAUCUGUAUUUAGACAAAGCUGCUUGAAUAAUUGUAUUAGAAUUAGUGCUGUGAAAAAUAACGCGUUAACUCAGUUAAUUCAAUUACAGGUUUAACUAGUUAUUUUUUAAAACGCAUUUAACGCAUGCGCAGAAUGAGCUUCCAAUCCGUCUGUUGUUGGUCGUCGGGACGAAAAAAAAGUCACUUGCAAAAUGAGCUUCCAAUACACCACUUCAAUCUGAACUCUGUCCGCUCUCAUGCAGACGGUCUGUUCAUCGGUAAUGAUCCUUCCGCAGGUUCACCUACGGAAACCGUGUUACGACUUUUACUUCCUGUAGAUCAGGGGUCUCAACACGUCGAUCGCGACCUGCCAGUCGAUCGCGGCGUCGUGUUGGUAGAUCGCAUGACAUUAAAAAGAUUGGCCCGCCCCCUGACAUGUUCUCUAUAGCACGUCUUUGUUCUUUUAUUAAACUAAACGUCUGUUGUUGAUCGUAUCUCCACAGCAGCAUGUCAUUUCUGUCUCUUCGCGUUGCGUUAACACUUAUCGAUCUCCGUCUCGCGCGCCACAGAGCUCCGUGCACGCGCAUCGGGACCGAGCAAAAAAAAAGCCACUUGUCAAUCUGUCCACCUGUCCGGGCCGGUGAGGUUUCAGCUUUGCAGCGGUGUCCCCGCCGUCCCUUUCAUCACGGCCCAGUUCAUGAAGAAAACCCACACAGUCAGUUUGCCUCAGCAGCUGCUAGAGGAAGACUAGAGGCCUUUAGAUUGCAUCAUGGUGGAGUUAAUGGUUGACAAACAAGAGAAACAUGUUCUGUUUAACCCUCCUGUUACCUUUACAUUUACUAACAUAUUUUACCCUCGGGGUCAAUUUGACCCCAGCAAUUAAAACCUCCAGAAAAUUAUUAGAAUUAAUAUUGUUUCCCAAGUUUAAGUGUGAGGUACUUUAUGUUUGUUUGUUGACUACCUAAAUAGCCCUUUAAAUAAAUAAAAAAGUUGAUAUUUCUUAUAUGUUUGACACAGUGAAAAACAGCCUGGGGUCAAAUUGACCCCAAAGAACACCAACAUUAAACAUUGAAUGGGGUCAAAUUGACCCGAAAGGUAACAGGAGGGUUAAACAUUCUGUUUAGGAUGAAGAUGUAUUAAUGUUCCAUAUGGAAGAAAACUGCUAAAUAACUGCUGAGUUGCAGCACCAUUGUAUAGAAGAAUGUAUAAAUGUAUAUAUCCGUC
Molecule: messenger RNA, 3362 nt
Organism: Pseudoliparis swirei
Lineage: Eukaryota; Metazoa; Chordata; Actinopteri; Perciformes; Liparidae
Gene: sparcl1
Product: SPARC-like 1
Biological process (GO): anatomical structure development
Molecular function (GO): calcium ion binding; extracellular matrix binding; protein binding
Source: RefSeq, a predicted model, not a curated record